GAGAGGAGUAGGAGGGGGAGGGGCGGACCAAUGACAGCAAAGGUGUCCACAGGUGAGGCGAAGCUACCAGGUGAUCGGAUCGGGAAGUGAAGUCCAUUCGAGCGCGUUUUAAAUCGACAAUUAUUUUUCUUUCUGAGCUUUUGUCUUUUUUUCCACGUUCGAAACUCGGAUGAAACUCCGUCCAUUGUCAGUGUGACGCGUGCACGCGCGCAGAAGCGACAGCAGGCUCGCUUCGAAGCCCCGCCAUGACUUCGGAGACGCUAAGGCCGGCCUCCGCAGGCCGCAAGCCGCUGGGCAAACUGGCGGCCCGGCUGGAGGAGGUGAAGAGCCCGUGGAGACAGGUGGCCUCGCUGGAGCUGAGCCACAACGAGGCCGCCCGGUUGGCCACGGACGCGCUGCUCGAGCACGGAGAGAAGGAGUAUCGCCGCGUUCUGACCGAGGAGCGAGAGCUCAGUUUCCUGUCCGAAACGGAGAUCCAGUACAUCACCCGGCACGCCGUCAAGACCGGUGACCCGGACAGCAACGGGACAGGGCCGGCAGAUCGCGACGCCUGCGAGGACGGAGAAGACGUCGCGUCGGAGCUCACAUCCGGCACUUACUUCCCUAUGAUGUCAGACGAUGAGCCGCCGGUGCUGGAGCUCGGCUGGCCGGACGCCCCGCUCCGGUACGGGCCGUCGGAGACCCAGAUCUACUUUCAGAGAGACAAGUCGAUCAACGUCAAGGACCGGAUCCGCUCCCUCAUCAACAAGGCCAAGAAGGUCAUUGCACUGAUCAUGGAUGAAUUCACGGAUGUGGACUUGUUGUGUGACCUCAUGGAGGCGUCCAACAAGCGCCGAGUUCCUGUCUACAUCCUGCUGGACCACAAGAACCUGGAGCUCUUCACUGACAUGUGUUCGUCUCUGGACGUCCAGAACAUUCACUUGAGUAACAUGCGCAUCCGCAGCGUGUAUGGCGACAUGUACUGCACCAAGAGCGGCAGGAAGUUCAGCGGACAAGUCCUGGAAAAAUUCAUGAUCAUCGACUGCGAGGAGGUCAUCGCCGGAUCCUACAGCUUCACCUGGUUGUCUGCUCAGGUGCACAGCAACAUGGUUAUGCACUUCUCCGGUCGCAUCACUGAAAGUUUCGACCGUGAAUUCCGCUGCCUGUACGCCGACUCGCAGAUCAUCGACUGUUUCUAUAACGAGGAGGAGGAGGGGCUUCCGUACUUUCCGCCCUACCAAGCCGCCUCCAUGGUCAUGGGGCACGGUCCGCUCCUGAAGGCUAAUCUACUGUCAGACAGGCAGAAAACAAGUUCCGACAACUCCAGCAGCCAAUCAAGUAACAGCAUAUCAAGUGUGAAAGCGGCACCCGGAUUGACCGCUAAUACGGUUUACAAGGUCACUCAAAGUCAUGAUAAACUGGAGCACAAUGCUUCACUGAGCCAUGAGAAGCGAACUGGGGAGCCCCGAUUCCAAAACUUGGUUCCUCAGAACCUCUCAGCAUCGCCACGAGUGUCCUCCAACGGUGGGACCAAUCAGAGUGCGCUUCUGGAGCGCCAUUCUCCAGGUUAUGGUCUGGACUGGACCAAAGGCAACCCGGCGGACGUCAGGUGGCCACAUUUGGUUGUUCCCACCUCUAAGUUUCAGGCGUUAGGACUGUACGAGCACAAACCGAGCAUGUUCCACACCGGUACCACCCCGCCACGACUGAACCAAGUCAGGACUCCCCCGCUGCUCAGCGAAACCAAACUGGGCGCCAAACAGAGGAGCUCAUCUAACCAGUUCCUCAACAAACUAUCUGACUUCUUCUUACCGCCUUCCGGCAAAGACAAGGACCUGUACAAUUUCCGAAAUUCGUCAUCACCUCUCGGGAACAAGGCGUGGGGAGGUCCUGACCUCUCCCAAACAGAACCGGAGAGCCAGCAGGCGCCGCCACCUCCUCCGCCGCCUCCUCCGCCGCCGCCUGCAUCACAGCUGACCAGGCAGGACCAGAAACGGAUGACACUCGGUCACAGCAAGCUGGACCUGGUGAAUCAAUACAACAAGAUGAAGUCCAAACAGGUCUACAGUCGCUUCGAGCUCAAGAGCUCCAACUGAGCUGCGUGGACUCCAACGACAACACCCACAAUCCCCACCUUGAAGGUCGGGGGGCGUCAACUUGUUGACUUGUAGAGAUGUCAUGUCUGUCUAAAACAGGGGUCUCAAACUCAAUUUACUUGGGGGCCACUGGAGCUCGGGUCUGGGUGAGACUGGGCCGCAUCAGGUUUUCCCCAAAAAAAAAACGCAUUUAUUAAAAACAAAAAAAAAUUUAAAACUUUGCUUUGGUUACAAUUUUCUACAAGAAAAGCUCUGAUAAAACAUUCCACUGUUCUCAAAUAUCUUAAUUUUUAUUUUUCUACACAAAAUAAGAUUAAAAAUAAAUAAACAAAUCAAGAAUAAAGAAAAUCAAUCAAUCAGUAAUAAAUAAAUAAAUAUAAUAAUAAUGAUAAAACGCAAAUAAUAAAAACUUAAGAAACCACAUAUAGUUGGUGGGUAGACAAAUGAUUUUUUUCAGAUUAAAAGUAACAAAGCAUUAUUAGAGCCCUGUAGACAUGACAAAACACGACUAUAGUCACAUUUAUACUCUUUUUAUUUACAACAUAUUGCGCAACUGCAGGGUCUUGAGACACAUGCUAACUCGCAAACUAGAGAGCUAGCAACCUAAACGGUAGCCUUCAAGUUAUUUCCUUUAAACUUAAAUAGCCAAAAACUUACCACUUCCACACGGAUAGGGAGGAUAACUAUUAACGGUUAUUUAACCUUUAACAUGAACAUUAAUCAAACGUAAUAAUUUUUUCUGGGUACAUGAUACCGUACAGCAUCCAUAUCAAACUUGCGCGGGCCGCACUAACAUUAAACUUUCAUAUCAAGGCGGGGGCCUCAAACUAGUGUCCUGCGGGCCACAUUUGGCCCGCGGGCCCCUGGUCUAAAAGUUAGCGUCAGUGCUAAAGGACCUCUUGGCUUUUCUGUGACUUAUCAUUUAAUUUCAUAUACAGGCAGUCCACUGUGUUCACAGGGCGCUCACAUAGCUUUUUAUUCAUUCUUAUUCUCUCUCUCUGUGGAGGUAUGCUGGAACCUACCCCACCUAACUUCAGGCGAGAAGCGGGGUAGAACCUGGGCUGGUCGCCAGCCAAUCACAGGGCACAUAUAGACAAACAACCAUUCACACUCACAUUCAUACCUAUGGACAAUUUGGAGUCGCUAAUUAACCUAGCAUGUUUUUGGAAUGUGGGAGGAAACCGGAGUACGCGGAGUAAAAUCUAUAACUUAUCAAUAUUUUUUAAAAUUAUCAAUAAUUUUUGUUGCCUUUCUGCCAUUCAUUGUGUCUCCGAAACAUAAGGCAGACAAUUAUGAUGACAAUGCGUCAAAGAAAAGGAAAGCGAUGAUCAUGGAAGUGAAAUGAGACAUUGUAAAAUACUCAAAGGGAGAAAUGCGAUAACUAAGCAGUGAAGUAGUGUCAUUAUUGACACUGGGCUGGGCCACCCUGCCUGCUCACAUCUAUUGAGUCAUAAUGUUCCUUUUUGGAGAAAUAGUCAUACUUUUCUUCACUGUUCAGGAAGCAAAUCCAAAUUACCUAGAGGACGGUCCGCGGUGGAGUAAAUUAAACAGACUAUUUGGGACCAUGGAAACACCGCAGAAUCUGGAAGAUCUAGAAUAGUUUCUCUGUGGGUUAUUGUGUGUAGCUGCUCUAUAGGAGUGCACAAUUCAAUACAAAGAGCCGAAAAAAAGCAUAAUAGGUCCUCUGGAAGAAACUAGAAGUUUUUUCUAAGAGGAGGAAUCAAGUCCGAGAGUCUCGGAAUGGAGUCCUCUGAAAACCUACGUUUUUGGCAGUUGGCCCUUUAGGCGGGAUUCUCAUAAAACAAAGUAAAUUUUUCCACGAUUUGGCCUAUCAUCCAUAUGAUCCAUAUGAAAGUCGUGGUGCAACAAUUUCUAAAAUUCACGGUCCUCGCUAUUGUCGUUUAUGCGGUUACGUGUGUAAGCAUUUUUUUUAAUAUGAGUUUGUGUGGACUCCAGAGAGAAAUAUGCAGUUUUAAAAAUACCCUGCUAUGUGUGGAAAAGGCCUAAGUAUUGCAGGUCAAGUUUUACAGCAAGACUACUGACUCACCUUUUAUAACCAUUCCUUAGAUACAUUCUGACUGUUUCAAUCAAAAGUGUGGUCUCAGCUUCAGUUACAGUACUGCUGUCAUUCUAAAUCUUUUCUCAGUGCUAAGACAUGCACUUCUGAGUGGCCUGUAGCACCCCACUCAGCGUAGAGUCCCACCACUGUAAGGUGAUAUUCUUCCAAUAAUAGCCAUACUGUAUCUGUUCAGUGCUUUCUCAUACACCUCUGUGCAAUAGCGGCCUCUGCUGCACAGAAAGGGUACUGACUACGUUAGUUACUAAGGGGUCAUACUGAGGCCAACACUCCAAUCACAAAGAGCUACUGGGGAUCAUAAUUAAUGUUUAUACUGGAAUAAAAAGUUUUAACAUACAAUGUUUCAUGCGUUACUGAUAAAAGUUAUGCAGAUAUUUUAACGCUAAAACCAACUUAUUGCUAUUUCAUGUCAUUAUUGCAUUGUUUUAUGAGUGUAUUUGCUAUAUUUGGUAUGUGCUGUGUGUACAGUGUAGGUGACUCAGGAGUGAAUUUAGGUGUGAUUUAGGUAGAAGUUCCCACUUACACGAUUAUGGAACUUGUUCAUAGACCGAGGACCUCCUGGACUUAACAGGAAAGGCACAGAAGUCCACUGAGCCACAUUGACAAUCCAUGUUUUCAUGGAGUUUUGUAUGGAACGGACAACAUAAUCUGCCUCACUUCGCCCUCAGCGGAGGUACUCGUGCAGCAGUGAUGCUGAUCAAACAGACUGGAUAUUCCACACGUUUAUAAAAGUUAUUGUUCUUGAAAAUGUGAGCAUUUGUACAAGCAAGAUUGAAAUGAAAUAAAAAAAACAUGGCUCU
Messenger RNA from Doryrhamphus excisus (bluestripe pipefish), 4952 nucleotides. It is a transcript of the gene sack1c, whose product is annotated as family with sequence similarity 83 member C. Lineage: Eukaryota; Metazoa; Chordata; Actinopteri; Syngnathiformes; Syngnathidae. The record is from RefSeq and is a predicted model, not a curated record. Gene Ontology annotation, biological process: signal transduction. Gene Ontology annotation, molecular function: protein kinase binding.